This is a messenger RNA of Vicia villosa (hairy vetch), 894 nucleotides long. RefSeq lists its product as uncharacterized. The record is from RefSeq and is a predicted model, not a curated record. Bases 1 to 894 code for a protein of 297 amino acids. The transcript has 2 exons. NCBI's taxonomy places the organism in Eukaryota, Viridiplantae, Streptophyta, Magnoliopsida, Fabales, Fabaceae. Gene Ontology annotation, molecular function: nucleic acid binding; zinc ion binding.
AUGUCAAAUCUUACAAAAUUGGAUUUUGGGGCUCUUGAUAUUUCGGGAAAGAACUAUUUGACAUGGGUCCUAGACGCCCAAAUUCAUUUAAGCGUAGAAGGUCACGGUGACACUAUUAAAGAAGGAAAUAAAUCAUCUGAUCAACAAAAGGCAAAAGCCAUGAUAUUCCUUCGUCGUCACUUUCACGAGGAUCUUAAAAAUGAGUAUCUUACCGUAACUGACCCACAUGUCUUGUGGAAAAAUUUGAAAGAUAGAUAUGAUCAUCAAAAAACGGUUAUCCUACCAAAAGCUCGAUAUGAAUGGAUGCAUUUACGUUUGCAGGAUUUUAAAAGUGUAAGUGAUUAUAAUUCUGCAAUGUUUAGAAUAACUUCUAAGUUAUUAUUAUGUGGAGAAAAAGUAACUGAUGAAGAUAUGCUAGAAAAAACAUUUUCCACUUUUCAUGCAUCCAAUGUGCUCCUGCAGCAGCAGAAAAAUCGUGGUCGCGGUCGUGCAUACGCACGUGGUCGUGGUCGUGGUCGUAAUUAUGCUCAUGGUCUUGGUUUUGAUCGUGGUCGCAAUGGGAAUCAUAAAAACACAUAUUUCCAGCCGAAGUGGAAAAAUGUUGAAAAGAAUGAAAAAGAGGGUCAGAGUAGCAAAACAAAUGAAAAUAUUUGCUAUCGUUGUGGAGGAAAAGGUCAUUGGAGUCGCACUUGUCGUACUCCAAAACACCUUGUUGAUCUUUAUCAAAAAUCACUAAAAAAUAAAAAGGAAAAGAUCGAGACUCACUUUGCUAAUGAAGAUGAUGAUCCAGAUUAUGGUAAUAUGGAUGUUACCCAUUUAGAUAUUGGUGACUUCUUUGCUGAUCCAGAUGGAAAAAUUGAUCACCUUAUUGGAGAUGGAAGCGUCAAGAAAUAA